GUUCGAUGGCGGAGGCCGGGAUUGAGGGCUACCAGUUGCAGGAGAAGCUUGGUGAGGGUUCGUUUGGCAAGGUGUACAAGGCACUCGAGAUCAAGACGGGCCGCGCCGUGGCCGUCAAGGUCGUCCCGGUGGAGCAGGACACGGGUGAAGUGGCGCGCGAGAUCGAGAUGCUCAAGGCAUGCGCGUCCGACAACAUUGUGCGCUACUACUCCUCCUUCACACGUGGCUCCGAGCUCUGGAUCGUCAUGGAGUUUUGUGCGGGAUCGUCGCUGUGCGACGUGAUGGAGGCGCGCUCGCGCUGCCUGACGGAGAGGCAGAUUGGCGCCGUGCUGGCCGAGACGCUGGCGGGGCUGUCGUACCUGCACAGCCUGAACAAGAUCCACCGCGACAUCAAGGCGGGCAACCUGCUCCUCACCGAGGAUGGCACGGUCAAGCUCGCCGACUUCGGCGUCUCGGCGCAGCUCAACACGUCCAUCUCGCGGCGCGGGACGGUGAUCGGCACGCCCUUCUGGAUGGCGCCCGAGGUGAUCUCCUCGCCGGGGCCGGAGGCGGGCUACAACUCCAAGGCGGACGUCUGGUCGCUCGGCAUCACCGCCAUCGAGCUCGCCGAGGGCUCGCCGCCAAAUUCGAACCUGCACCCGAUGCGCGCCAUCUUCCUUAUCCCGACGCAGCCGCCGCCGCAGCUCGCCGAGCCAGAGAAGUGGUCGGCGGCGUUCCGCGACUUUGUGGGCCGCUGCCUCACCAAGGAGGUCGAGAAGCGGCCCACCGCCACCGAGCUGCUACAGCACGCCUUCAUCCGGGAGGGGCGCAAGGCGGUCAGCGGCGCCGUCCUCAAGCAGCUGAUGGAGAGCGCGAGCGAGGCGCUGGCGGCGUGGCGCAAGCAGGCGCUCGAGGCGUCGGGCUCGCUGGAGGAGGACGAGCCGGGCACGCUCAAGCGGGGCGACACGCAGGAGUUCGACAUGGACGCCAUCCGCAAGGUCGCCGGCCGGCUCGGCGGCUCUGGCACGGUCGACGCGAGCGCCGCGUACGGCACGAUGGUGGUCAAGGAGUCGGCGGAGGCGGCGGGGGGGGGCGGCGACGCGGGCACGAUGAUCUUCCGCCACCCCUCCCCCUCCAGCAGCAGCAGCGGCACCGUCGUCCUCAACUCCGCCGCGCCCGCGCCCGCUUCGGUGCCAGGCUUCAUGCGCCAGUUCCAGUCAGCCAUCGGCAUGGGCGGCGGCGCGGCGGCGGGCUCGGCGGCGGGCGGCGGCGGCGGCGGCGCGGGCAGAGGUGGCGCGGCGGGGAGCGUGCCGGCGUCGCCGUCGGGCGACGGGGCGGGGGACCUCGGCGGCGGCGCAAACGGGCGGGCCGCGAAGGAGGCUGCGAGCAAGAAGUACGACUUUUCGCACCUGAGUCUCGCGGGCAUCGACGAGGAGCUGAGCGCGCUGGGCGCGAACCUAGAGCGCGACAUGGCUAAGCUGCGGCGGCAGUACGAGAAGCGCGAGCGAGCGCUCCGCCAGGCAAAGUCGGACAAGGGCGGGCGAUGAUACCGGGGAUCGAGCUACGAGCUGCGUACAGAGGGCCUGGCGCCGAGGGGGAGGGUCGCUCGCGGGGAGGAUGGCGAGUCGCCCGGGGUCUACGCGCACACGCACGCACACGAAACAGGACACGCGCCCAAAGAGGGAGCCACAUUCCUGUCCUCCUCUUGCUCUCUUGGCUUGCUGUCCCUCUUGAGCCCUCCGCUUCCCGCCGUCCACCGGCGACUCCGGUGUCCACUCGCCCUUCGCAUCUCGUCUACCUCUCUCCACCCGCGCUGCAUUCCUGUUGGCGAGAGUGAGACUGAGAGAGCGCGACUUCUCUCUUGUCACUUGUGUGACUGUGAGAGAGCGCUCGCACGUCGUCGUUGGACAGGACGUUGCGCAUGGCCAUGCCUCUAUGCCUAGUGUACCUUAAACUCGCCCGACCGGUCACCGGUCGACAC
Emiliania huxleyi CCMP1516 is the source of this 1960-nucleotide messenger RNA. RefSeq names its product putative Serine/threonine-protein kinase. Lineage: Eukaryota; Haptophyta; Isochrysidales; Noelaerhabdaceae. Gene Ontology annotation, biological process: protein phosphorylation; intracellular signal transduction; regulation of MAPK cascade. Bases 6 to 1526 code for a protein of 506 amino acids. The transcript has 2 exons. Gene Ontology annotation, molecular function: ATP binding; protein kinase activity. The record is from RefSeq and is a predicted model, not a curated record.